GCGGCUGCGGCGGCGCUGGCGCGGCGGCUUCCCGCGGCGGAGGGGACCCCGGGGCACCGAGCCCCCCGCCGCCCCCCGCCACGGACCAGGACCCGGAGCGCCCGGGCCGGGCCCAGCGGGGGCCGCGCGCCCACCUGCCCCUGGCGCGGCGCCCUCGCGGGCCCAGCGCAUGAGCAGCCCGGCCCGCUGACCACCGCACCGCCGCUGUCCACCCCGUCACGGCCACGCCAUGUCCGGCUCCUACGAUGAGGCCUCGCUGGCUGCAGAGGAAACCACAGACAGCUUCUGGGAGGUGGGGAACUACAAGCGGACGGUGAAGCGCAUCGAUGACGGCCACCGCCUCUGCAAUGACCUGAUGAGCUGCGUGCAGGAGCGCGCCAAGAUCGAGAAGGCCUACGCCCAGCAGCUCACCGACUGGGCCAAGCGCUGGCGCCAGCUCAUCGAGAAAGGCCCACAGUAUGGCAGCCUGGAGCGCGCCUGGGGGGCCAUGAUGACGGAGGCAGACAAGGUGAGCGAACUGCACCAGGAGGUGAAGAACAACCUGCUGAACGAGGACCUAGAGAAGGUCCGGAACUGGCAGAAGGAUGCCUACCACAAGCAGAUCAUGGGCGGCUUCAAGGAGACCAAGGAGGCAGAGGACGGCUUCCGCAAGGCCCAGAAGCCCUGGGCCAAGAAGAUGAAGGAGCUCGAGGCGGCCAAGAAGGCCUACCACCUGGCCUGCAAGGAGGAGAAGCUGGCCGUGGCGCGGGAGAUGAACAGCAAGUCCGAGCAGUCCGUGACCCCCGAGCAGCAGAAGAAGCUGCAGGACAAGGUGGACAAGUGCAAGCAGGAUGUGCAGAAGACCCAGGAGAAGUACGAGAAGGUGCUGGACGACGUGGGCAAGACCACCCCGCAGUACAUGGAGGGCAUGGAGCAGGUGUUUGAGCAGUGCCAGCAGUUCGAGGAAAAGCGGCUGGUCUUCCUCAAGGAGGUGCUGCUGGACAUCAAACGCCACCUCAACCUGGCGGAGAACAGCAGCUACAUGCACGUGUACCGCGAGCUGGAGCAGGCUAUCCGGGGGGCCGACGCCCAGGAAGACCUCCGAUGGUUCCGCAGCACCAGCGGGCCCGGCAUGCCCAUGAACUGGCCCCAGUUUGAGGAGUGGAACCCAGACCUCCCUCACACUGCCGCCAAGAAGGACAAAGUUCCCAAGAAGGCCGAGGGGGCAUCGCUGAGCAACGCUGCUGGGGCGGUGGAGUCCACCUCGCAGGCAGGAGACCGUGGCAGCGUCAGCAGCUACGACAGGGGCCAGACUUAUGCCACAGAGUGGUCGGACGACGAGAGCGGGAACCCGUUCGGAGGCAACGAGGCCAAUGGGGGCUCCAACCCCUUCGAGGACGACUCCAAGGGCGUGCGCGUCCGCGCCCUCUACGACUACGACGGCCAGGAGCAGGAUGAGCUCAGCUUCAAGGCCGGAGACGAGCUGACCAAGCUGGGCGAGGAGGACGAGCAGGGUUGGUGCCGCGGGCGGCUGGACAGCGGGCAGCUGGGCCUCUAUCCCGCCAACUACGUGGAGGCCAUCUAGCUGCCCGGCUCCCCACACACUCCCCCUCGCCUCUCCCUCACCGCGCCCUCCUCCCGCCCCCUCCCACGCCAUAGAGUUCCAGACAUAUUUUCCGAUCAAGCUUUUAUUUUUUUAAACGUCAAAACAGAACAAAACAAAAACUACAAAGAGACAGAGCGUUUGCAGGGCCGCCUGGAGGCCAGGGCCCCAGGGCAGGUGAGGGUCUUAGCCCGCCAGACGUCACAUCUGCUCUCCAGACCCCACCGGAGUGUCUCCUGAGCCGGGAGGGGCGGCUCCUGGACCCUUCUGUCAGCGCGCAUCCC
Molecule: messenger RNA, 1866 nt
Organism: Sorex fumeus (smoky shrew)
Lineage: Eukaryota; Metazoa; Chordata; Mammalia; Eulipotyphla; Soricidae
Gene: PACSIN1
Product: protein kinase C and casein kinase substrate in neurons 1
Exons: 10
Coding region: 230-1564 (444 amino acids)
Biological process (GO): neuron development; cytoskeleton organization; plasma membrane tubulation
Cellular component (GO): cytoplasm; endosome; plasma membrane
Molecular function (GO): phospholipid binding; protein binding
Source: RefSeq, a predicted model, not a curated record